AUGUCCAAAUUGUCGCCAGCCCUCAAAGCCCUGAUCAACGCGCCCAAUGCGCGACCAGGCACAAUCCCAGCUCCGGCGCAGAUAGCGUCUGUAUAUGCGAGUAUAGCGAAAGAAGCCGGGCCAAAGAAUGUUGGUUUGAAAGCUUGGUUUAGCGCUGCUUCUGCAGCAACAAUGACAAUGAACUCACCCGAGUCACUGGUCCGAUUACACGAACUAGUCUCGGAAUCCAAAUCCAAAGAAGAGAGCGUCUAUCUCGCAGAAUUGAUUCGGGAGAUUGGACUAAAAUGUAUUGGAUUUAACGGUAUUCCACGAACAAUAAAUUGCCUCGGCGAAUUCCGCGCGGGUCUUCCCAACGACAUCAAAGAUGCCCUUGCCACACAGCCACGGCGUAACCUAACGCCAGAAGUCAUCCCGGACAUUUUGAACCGGGGCCACUCUUUAUGGAAGUCAAUCUACUAUCCGUUUGAGUCUAAGCUUCAACAGAAAUUAGCGCUGUCGCAUCCUGAUUUACCAGUGCAUAUUAUUGAGAGUGAAUAUGGGAAUCUAUUUGCUGACCCAACCUCUCCGACAGAAGGCGUAGUACCAGCUACUGUGGGGAGAGUGUUGACGUCUAUUGUGGCUAUAGCAUGUCUUCGUGCGCAGACUGGUGUUGGGCCGCAGGUGAUUUCGCAUGUGUUUGGGCUACGGAAAGCGUUUGAGGACGGGAGUGCGGAGUCAGACGCUGAGAUUCAGGGAGGAGAGUGGUUGGCGUCGGACGAAGGGAGUGUUUGGUUGAUUGAGAUUGUGGAUCGGAUUGUAGAGAGCAUUGGUGGUGAAUUAGGGGGAACUAGUUUCGCGCCGGGGUUGAGGGCGAAGUUAUAA
Talaromyces amestolkiae is the source of this 861-nucleotide messenger RNA. RefSeq lists its product as uncharacterized. Lineage: Eukaryota; Fungi; Ascomycota; Eurotiomycetes; Eurotiales; Trichocomaceae. The record is from RefSeq and is a predicted model, not a curated record. The transcript is spliced from 3 exons. Bases 1 to 861 code for a protein of 286 amino acids.